AUGGUUGUGAUGUCCCCCCAAAAUGGUCUCUCACAUUUCACACCUCAUCGAGCUCAUCAGAGCCUUUUCAGCUUAACCUACCUUGCACGUCCUGACUUCUCAAGCAUUUUCAUAUCCUGGGACUUUUUGCAUGCAGUACUGUGAAGGGAAUUCUCAAUUUAGUUUUGUCAUAUGAUGAAUCGGAGACACGAAAUUAAGAAUCCAUGAGGGAUAUACAUAUUUCAAGUGAAAAUUGCAUAAGUAAAGAUCUUCAGCAAGAAACCAGUGGUUUAUGCAAAAUCCUUUCCAAAUGAAACACAGAAAAAAUUUGUAAAAGUUACUAAAAACUUUACAGAAGGGAUUAUGGAGCAGUGA
Mustela erminea (ermine) is the source of this 354-nucleotide messenger RNA. RefSeq names its product chromosome 11 C7orf66 homolog. NCBI's taxonomy places the organism in Eukaryota, Metazoa, Chordata, Mammalia, Carnivora, Mustelidae. The record is from RefSeq and is a predicted model, not a curated record.